This is a messenger RNA of Drosophila rhopaloa, 1301 nucleotides long. Its product is annotated as peritrophin-48. Gene Ontology annotation, cellular component: extracellular region. Gene Ontology annotation, molecular function: chitin binding. The transcript has 2 exons. Bases 27 to 1049 code for a protein of 340 amino acids. The record is from RefSeq and is a predicted model, not a curated record. Lineage: Eukaryota; Metazoa; Arthropoda; Insecta; Diptera; Drosophilidae.
UAAAGAGACGGGGAACCUAUUGCAAAAUGCGAGGACUUUCAAGUUCGUUGAUCCUGCAGGCCUUGUUGCUGGUCCUGAUGGUUCAUCUGAGCACCCAAACGCAGUACCUCAAUUCCACUGAGGACAUCUGUCGCCUUUUUAAGGAUGGAACCAAACUCCGAAAGCCCGGAACUUGCAAUGAAUGGAUUGAGUGCAAAGGCUUUGCCACUUCAGAAUCCGGAACCUGUGAUAGCCAAUAUUUUAAUCUUGCCAAUGGCGCAUGCAACAAGAAAUUGGACACCUCAUACUGCUCAACAUCGAGUAUAUGCACAUCGUCGACAAAGGGUUAUAUGGGCGAUACCUUAAAUUGCGCGAAUUGGUACCUCUGCGAUGGAAAAUUACUGAAGAGUCAAGGAGCUUGCACAUCAGGAAUGUACUUUGAUCAAGAGAAGCAGAUGUGUGUCUACCCCAGAGACACUGUUUGCACCGCCAAAUACGAGAUGUGCGACAUUGUGCCUGUGGGUGUGGCUUUCCGCGAUGAGGCGAACUGUAACAAGUACUUCACCUGCAGCUCGAAAUUCGCACUGGUGGACCACACCUGCGACACUGGCAAAUAUUUCGACGUGGCCACGGCUACUUGCGUCGAGAGCAAGCUCGUCGUCUGCGAUAACCACCCACUGCCGGAUGGCGCAUGUGGCAACAAGAAAUUGGCCGUGCGCAACAAGUUCGUUUCGGACGGGGCCACCUGCCGUGGUUACCUAUACUGCCGGGAUCUUGGGUCCGGAGUCCCCGAUCCCGACCCCAUUCGUCAGCAGUGCGGCGAGAACUACUUCUUCAACCAGGAGCGACAGGCGUGUAUGCCCAGCGAGAGCCAGAAGUGUGUACACGACCGAUGCGAUGGCCGCCAGGAUGGCUUCGUGGUGACCGAAACAGAAGGAUGCCACAAUUACGUCGAAUGCGUCGAUGGGCGGGAGGGUACAGUUUUCACCUGCGAUAAUGAUGAGUACUAUAAUGUUGCCACACAAAAAUGCACCGCAACUAAGACAUCCUAUGAAGCUUGUAGUGCUUAGUGGCCCGAAUGCAGGCGCCUUUUUGCUAAAAUAUGAUUAUUUACAAAAUACCAAAUGUUACUGUUUAUAAAGGAUCUGAUCGCCUUAAUUAAAGAUACAAAUUAAACGUAUGAGGCCAGGCUAAGUUUUGAUAACUGAAAACAGUCCGGGUAUUUCCAUUUUUCUUAAUGUGCACCUUUCGUUUUGAAGCAUUCGUACACAUACGCUCCGAGACAACAACCAUUUGAAUCUAGCCACACUAUAACUUAAAAU